AUGAUGAGCAACAACGAAGAACUUGACAGUCAUUCUAGUACCAUCACAAAUGUGGCAACUACUCCUACAAUAGUAGUUUCUCCUAAAGUAGCACCUUUGCUCACUCCUAGAGGAACAAAAGAAUGGCUUCCAAUAUGCCCCAAUGAGUUGAAACCAGCUAUAGGGAUGAAGUUUAAUAAUCUUGAAGAGGGCCUUGAAUUUUAUAAAAGAUACGCAUUUGCUGCUGGAUUCAACACAAGAAAGUCUACAACUAAAAGGCAAAGAAGAAGCAAAGAAUUGAAAUCACAGUAUAUCUUAUGCAAUAAAGAAGGAUACAAAGAGAAAAGAAAGCCUACUAUUGAAAAAGAUUCAAAUAACAACGAAGGAGAAAGCAAUGAAGAAAAAACUUCAAUCAAAAGGAAGAGACUCGUUACUCGUGUUGGGUGCAAGGUGAAUAUUGGUCCUGUUGCAACUUUUCGAAUGAUGAAGGAAAUUGUUGGAGGAUAUGAUAACAUCGGUGCAUCUAAGCAAGAUUUCAAAAAUUUUCAUAGAGAUUUGAAAGCAUACAUUCAAGGAAGUGAUGCUCAAAUGUUCGUGGAUAACUUUACCAACAAAAAGCUAAUGUGGAGUGCUUUUUUCUUUGAUUUUGAGAUGGAUGAAGAUUAUUGCCUUUGUAGAGCAUUAUGGGCUGACCCCCUUUGUAAAAAGAGUUACGCUCUUUUUGGUGAUAUGAUUCUAUUACAGAUUGUGAGUGCGUGGGUUGACCAUCGUAAGAGCUGGAUUACUUUUGCUGCUGGUUUCAUAGCGAAGGAAGAUAUAGUGUCAUUUGAGUGGUUGUUCAGAUCAUUUCUUAAAGCAAUGGGUGGAAAUGAACCGAAUUGUAUGAUUACAGAUCAAGAUCCAGCAAUGAAAAUUGCUGUUAAAAGUGUGUUUAACAAGACUGAACAUCGGUUCUGUAUGUGGCACAUAAUGAAAAAGUUACCAGAUAAGGUGGAGAAAUCAAUCAUGCAAGAAGAAACUGGUUUCCUAAAAAAAUUAUGUGCUUGUGUUUGGCAUCUUGAAAUUGAACCUGCUGAGUUUGAAGAAAGGUGGAACAAGGUGAUGGUUGAAUACCACUUGGAAGAACAUGAGUGGUUAGGUUAUAUGUACAAGAUAAGGAACAAGUGGAUUUCGGCGUAUUUCAGAGAUGUGUUCCUUGGAGGAAUAAUGCGUACAACAUCAAGAUCCGAAAGCGAAAAUAACUUUUUCUGCUCCUUUAUCAAUCCUCAUGUGUCACUUGUUGAGUUUUACUUGAGAUAUGAAGCUGCAAUUGAUGCCCAGAGACACACUCAAGGUUAG
Molecule: messenger RNA, 1317 nt
Organism: Chenopodium quinoa (quinoa)
Lineage: Eukaryota; Viridiplantae; Streptophyta; Magnoliopsida; Caryophyllales; Amaranthaceae
Product: protein FAR1-RELATED SEQUENCE 5-like
Exons: 4
Coding region: 1-1317 (438 amino acids)
Biological process (GO): regulation of DNA-templated transcription
Source: RefSeq, a predicted model, not a curated record